AUGAAGCCACUCCCAGGAGACAGGACGGGCCGAUGGAGGAGAGGUGUGUGCCUUCAGCAGUUGGGACUCCGGUCCUAUCUGGUCGGUGUGGAGGGGACCACGUAUCGGCACAACAGGGUUGAUCUUCGACCAGCAGAAGCGGCCCUUCUCCAGCUGUCAGUUCUCCCAGAAUCGGCCCCGGAGCAGCCUGCGAGUCGGGGGAGCGCCAGAGAGGUCGUCGGCGUCCCCGAGGAGUCUCCAAGGCCAUCAUCCCCGGGGUCGUCGCAGUCUGCCCCGCAGACUGGGGAUACACCAUGCCGACAACAGUGUGAUUCUAACACAGAGUUUUGGACAGAUGAGUCCACUCGCUGCCUCUGUUCUGGGGGCCAUCUCUCCUGCUCUCCUACUCAGUGCCCUAAGGGCCAAAUCUGCGGUCCUCGAGUAGAAAAAUCCAGUGGGAUUCACGCCUCUGGGAUGUGCACGAUACACAGUCACACAGACUGCAGCACUUUUGAUGGAGUGCUCUUCCGCUUCAUGGCCUCCUGCACCUACACGCUGGUUAAGACCUGCUCACCCUCUGAGACUCUGCCAUUGUUCAGUGUGGAAGUAGUGAAUGAGAAAAACUGGAACUCAUCUCUGCCAACUGUUCAGGAGGUUAUUGUGGACAUGGGGAACUUCAGAGUGUCCCUGCUGAAAAGACAGACGCAUCGCAUUGUGGUUAAUGGUGUCUGGAAGAAGCUUCCACUGAGCCUUAACAAUGGCUCUGUCAAAGUCAAGAGCAACGCCGCUGCUGUUAAACUGGAAACCAGUUUUGGUCUCUCUGUCUCAUAUGACAACGCUGGUGCUGUCCAAGUGGCGCUGCCAUCCACUUACUCUGACCAAGUCUGUGGCUUGUGUGGAAACUAUAACCACCUCAGAGAAGAUGACUUCAGAAAGCCAGAUGGAACAAAUGCCCAUGAUGCUACAGGUUUGGCUGAGAGCUGGCGGACUUGGCAAAGCACUUCCUCCUGUGAUACCAUUCUAGUACCACAUCAGUGUGACCCGCUGGAGGAGGCAGAGUAUGCCAGUGAGCUGUACUGUGGGGGCCUUCUCUCCAGCACCGGGCCCUUUGCUGGCUGCCUAUCAGUUCUGGGGGCAGAGAGCUACUUCAGGGCCUGUGUGGUCGGCAUGUGCUCUACCCACGGUGACACAGUGGUACUUUGUGAGACAUUCCAGAUUUACACCGAUAUCUGCCAGGAGGCUGGAGUCACUAUAACCACAUUGAGGAACUCUAUACUAUGCCCCCUUCAGUGUGGUAAGAACAGCCACUAUAACUCAUGUGCUGAUGGUUGUCCUGAGAUGUGCUCCGGUUUGGAUGCAGUUGGCUCCUGUGGAAGCUGUGAGGAAAGAUGCGAGUGUGACUCUGGCUUUAAACUCAGUGAGGGAAAGUGUGUCGCAGCAGAGGACUGUGGGUGCUGGGAUAAUGGAAAACACUAUGAGAAAGGAGCAUCAUUCUCGAAAGGGGAGUGUGAGCAGCAGUGUCAGUGCGUGGGUACAAAUGAGGUGCAGUGCACCACAAUGCAAUGCUCAGACAAUGAUGUCUGUAAAGUCAAGGAUGGGGUCAAAGGCUGCUUUCCUUUCAAACCUGCCACCUGCAGUGUGUAUGGUGACCCACACUAUAUCACCUUUGAUGGGAUGGCAUAUGACUUUCAAGGGGGCUGCAGUUACACGCUGACUACCACGUGCGGAGGAGAAAGCUCAGUACAGUUCACUGUGAUUGGACACAACAUGCAUCUUCCCCACACGAAUUUCACUCCAUCCAAGCUGGAAGCUGUGGAUCUCCAAGUUGACGAUUUAGACGUCACACUGAAUCAGAGCGGGAAGGUGAAUAAAAGCAGAGUCCGACUGCCCUAUUCCACCAAUGGAUCAUAUGGCUCAGUAUGGGUCUACCUGAAGAACAAUUAUAUCAUCUUGGAAACAACCUUUGGCCUCAGAAUGAUAAUAGACGCACAGAACAGACUCUUCCUCCACGUUGAUGAACGCUACAAGUAUGAACUUUGCGGACUGUGUGGCACCUUCUCGGACCGUCAGGAGGAUGACUUUGUGACACCAGGAGGCCAACAUGCAACUGGUCCAUUUGAGUUUGGUGACAGUUGGAAGGUGCCAGGCAAUAACGAGUGUAUUUCCCACCCAGAUGAUCCCAGACAAUGUGAUGUUGAUGAGGAGAAUGAGGCCUACAAUGAGUGCUACAUCCUACUUGGGGACGCUUUCAAGCCCUGCCAUGAAACCAUUCACCCAAGCAUCUACCUCAGCGAUUGUGCGUAUGACUUCUGUGCUACACGUGGUGACCGACACACACUAUGUGAAUCUCUUAAGUCCUAUGCAGCAGCAUGCCAUGUUGCAGGAAUGGAGCUACCUCAUUGGCAGACAGACACAGCCUGUGUAUGUCCCAUAAACUGUGACUUUGAAAAUAAUCUGUGUGGGUGGGAGCAGCUCAUGCAGGACAGUUUUGAUUGGACAAGACAUUCAGGACCCACACCAUCAAGCUUAACUGGCCCAAACCAAGACCACACCACUGGAGCUGGUUUCUACAUGUAUAUUGAAGGAAGUAGUGUAACCCAUGGAGAUUCAGCUCGUCUUUGGAGCUCAAUGUGCCAUUAUGAUGGACCACUCUGGCUGAACUUCUGGUACCAUAUGUAUGGUUCAGCCAACGCCAUGGCCCUCAAUAUCUACCUGCUCAAAGACAAUAAAGCUACUAAACUCUGGUCCAUAAUGAACAACCAAGGUCCAGAAUGGCAUCUAGGACAUGUUUAUAUCAGAGUGUCUGGUCCAUUCCAAAUUUUACUUGAGGGAAUUCGAGGCUCCGAUGCUCAAUCAGAUGUGGCCAUCGAUGACAUUUCCAUAAACUUUGGCUCAUGUUUAGGUAGUGUCCCUGGCCUGGUUAGUGGAACUGUGUUUCCCUCCUCAGAUGUGGAAGUCCUCCCCUCACACCCAGUCUGCAAUUUGGACUGUAGCUUCGAUAGCAGUCUUUGUAGCUGGAGUCAGAUGAUCAGAGAUGCUUUUGACUGGACAUGGCAAAGAGGUUCCACCCCCACUCUGAUGACUGGGCCCUCUGCGGACCACACUGGUGGUGGCCACUAUCUUUACAUCGAAGCCAACAGCGCGUCACAUGGUGACACAGCUCGUCUCAUUAGCUCUGAGUGUUCUGACUCUGGUCCUCAGUGUCUGCAGUUCUGGUACCACAUGUACGGCUCAGCAGAUACAAUGGGCCUCCAUGUUUACCUGCUCCAGGAUAUAUUAGCUGAUGCUGUUUGGUGGAAGAGAAAUUACCAUGGAAAUAUGUGGCACCUGGCUCAGGUGGACUUGGUAACAACUGGAGGUUUCCAGGUUAUAAUUGAGGGGCAAAUAGGUUCCAAUGAUCAGUCUGAUGUUGCUAUAGAUGAUGUAUCACUUCAUCGUGGACACUGCAGAGGUAGACCACAACCUCCAACUGAAGCUCUACCACAGCCAGAAACCACAGCUACCCCAAAGCCAUCACAAACAACAGUUCAACCACAACCACCAACCACAGCUACACCACAGCCAUCACAAACUACAGUUCAACCACAACCACCAACUACAGCUACACCACAGCCAUCACAAACUACAGUUCAACCACAACCACCAACUACAGCUACACCACAGCCACCACAAACUACAGUUAAACCACCAACAACAGCUACACCACAGCCACCACAAACAACAGUUAAACCACAACCACCAACCACAGCUACACCAACACCCUCUUGUCCAGAGAACAGUCACUACACCACGUGUGUCCCUGCCUGCAGUCCAACCUGCACACACCUGAAUGGCCCACCACGUUGCACUGAAGAUGAGGGUUGUGUGCAGGGAUGUGUAUGUGCUGAAGGCUUUGUUCAGAAAAAGAGGGUUUGUGUGCCUAUCGAACAAUGUGGUUGUGUGGAAAGGAAUGGCACCAAAUAUGAUUUCUCUGAUGUGUGGUACACCAAUCACUGCAGUCAGAAAUGUGAAUGUGAGAAAGACCAUGGCGUCGGUCGGAUUGACUGCGAUGACAAAGAAGAGUGCGAUGGAAAAGCUGUUUGCCUUCAAAAUGAUGAGGGCAAUUAUUACUGCCAGUCUACAGGCUUCAGUGACUGCACCAUCAGGGAAGACCCUGAAUACAGAUCAUUUGAUAAAAUGAAACACAAGUUUAAGGGUGACCACUCGUAUGUGCUGGUCCGGACCAACUACUUGCCAAAUAACCUUCCACAUGUCUACAUCGAGGGUAUCAACACUGUAAAGGAUGAGGAUGAUAGUCAUCAACAUGACGACAGCAGCAGUGAAGAAGACCACAGUCGCAGAGUUAUGUAUGAUGGUGAUGAUGAUGAAGAUGACCAUGAUAAUGACCAUGAUGAUGACCAUGAUGAUGACCAUGAUGAUGAUAAUAGCAAACAUCACAAGGAGAACUACAGCUUACAAGAGCUUAAGAUCAGAGUGUAUAAUCAUACUGUGGUAUUAAAGAAAAACCUGAGGCUGGUUGUGGAUGGAAGGAGAACAAAAAUUCCCGCCUCACCGACUGCUGGUCUAAAAAUCAGGGAACUUUGUUCUCGCAUCUGCCUGAAGACCGACUUUGGCCUCUCCGUGGAUUUUGACAGCCAUGGCAGAGCAGGGAUCAUUCUACCCCGCAUAUAUAAAAGGAAAGUUGGGGGUCUGUGUGGGAACUUUGACGGUAAAAAAAACAAUGACAUGAUGAAGCCAGAUGGUACCAGGGCCAAGAACGUUAAAGAGUUUGGAGAGAGCUGGAGAGCGUGAAAGAUUGGUGGACGUCGGGAUAAGGCAUCAAAAAUACUCUGUGGAAAUGUUGACGACUAGUUGUAACAUCACUGUGGCAUUCACAAAAAAGCUCAACACUGAUGAACCCUUACCCUAAUAAAAACUUAAGAGUUAAGGAGAUUUCAGUUUUUCCUUAGACAGCAUGUAAUCUCCAAACCUAAGCUGCCAAAAUGUGACUUGGAACGAACAUAACCUGUGGCCAUGAAGACUUUAAAAGGACUUGGACUAUAAAAAUUGUAUACACACAAACUAUAUCACAGUAAAAUAAGACAUGUCUGCUGCUUACACCGUUUUCUGGGAUUUUGCAUUGUUUCAAGAAUGUGAUGUCCAACUUUCAAGUCCAUUUUUUAAGA
This is a messenger RNA of Gymnodraco acuticeps, 5144 nucleotides long. Its product is annotated as zonadhesin-like. NCBI's taxonomy places the organism in Eukaryota, Metazoa, Chordata, Actinopteri, Perciformes, Bathydraconidae. The transcript has 21 exons. Bases 1 to 4770 code for a protein of 1589 amino acids. The record is from RefSeq and is a predicted model, not a curated record. Gene Ontology annotation, cellular component: membrane. Gene Ontology annotation, molecular function: protein binding.